GCUAUGAAAAUGUUAUGGUUCCAAAUGCUUUCUGGAACUCUUUGGUACAUUAUGGAUUUGAACCAAGUCCCUCAAACUUACUAAUAAUAAAUUACUUAAUUCGUUAGUUUUUCUAGGAAUUAAUCUUGAAGGACUCCCUUGAUAGCGGACAGGUCUACUUACGGCUGCCUUGACAAAUUAAACCCCAUUAAUCCACUUGAACAGCCCUGCAUAAUUAUCACACAUAUUUCUGCUGGAGAAAAGCCUGCCGCAAUGUCUCCAUAUCUCAACCCUGGAUGCAAGAUAAUAGCAAUUAAUGGACAGGGAUUGAAUGGCCUCUCCUUCGAGAAAGUGAAAGCCAUGCUCCAGAGAGCUCCAGCAUCAGUGAUGUUAACAAUACAAGAGCCCACAUGUUUGCUACAUGAAAAAAGAUUUCUCCCUUCUGGUGGAAGGUACACAUGGCCUGUUGAGGUAGAAAGAGCACCACUUUGCAAGUCCAUAAGUGAAGGACAGUUUCCUCUUGCAAAUGAGCACUACAUUUGCUCAAUGUGUAGUCAUAAAGCAGCAGGCCAGAAUAUCACUGCUGAUGCCCAAUCUACUCCUUUGUCAGUGCUUCCACAAUCAGGAGCAGAGUCUGGCAGCAUCCAAAAUGGUCAAGAGUUAAAAGAUAUUUCACCUGUUGCAACCACACCAGCAUCUUCCCAACCAAGGGGAUCUGAUGAAACAGGAAGUGCUGUAAGGGAUGGUCUCAGCUCAAGCACUAGAUAUGGUGGCACACAGGAAAUGGGAAGCAUCGAACAUGGUCAAGGGUUAAAAGAUUCUACAGCUGUCCAAACCACAUCUCUGUGUGCGUCUCCUGGACCAAACGGUUAUGCUGUUCAACCAACAGGAUACAAUGAAACAAGAAGUGUCUCAUGGAAUGGCCCCAGCUCAAGUACUAGAUAUGGUGGCACACAGGAAAUGGGUAACAUCCAAAAUGGGCAAGAGUUAGAAGAUACUUCAGCUGCCCAAACCACUUCACUUUUUACAUCUCCUGAACUAGCAGGAUGCAAUGACCAAGCAACUGGAUAUGAUGAAACAAGAAGUGCCAUGUGCAAUGGUGCCACCUCAACCACUGGAUAUGGUUUACUGGGAACGAGCAUUAUCCAAAAUGGUCAAGAGUUCAAAGAUGUUGAAAAGAGGCCAAGGAGCCCAAGUCUACAUGGAGGAUUACCCAAUUCCCCCUUGCCUCCGCCAUCUGAUCAUGGCAUUGCAAAUGGGGCAACCAUACACUAUAGAUCAAGUGGGAUACAGGAAUCAGGCACUCCAAUGUCUUUACCCUCCGAACUAUGUGAAACACCAGAAGACCAAGAAAUACCUGUUUGUCAGAACUGCCUGAAAAUUACUGUAACUGACAAACGAGAGCAAUCCAUUGAACAGGUUCCAGGAACAAUCUACUACUUAAUGUGCAUGAGACUUGACAAGAAAAGUCAGUUCCUCCGGGACUACCGCAUAAUGGGAGAGAAACUUGGAUUUUCCAGGAGUGAUAUUUCUCUGUUGGACAAUCAUGCUCAACCCACUGACUGUCUCCUUAAUGAAUGGAUCGCUCGAAAGGGUAAAGAGGCCACUGUCAGUGUGUUGAUGGAGAUCCUCAGCAAAAUGGAGCGGCAAGAAUUGCUUGAGUUAUUACAAAGCUGGACAGAAACCUGUCCAAAAUGCUUUGAAAACCAACAAAAAAAUGUAAGAGAAUCUUCUGUUUAAAAAAUGAUUUGGGUAUAAUUACAACAUGGUAAGUCCAUAGGGAAUGUACAUGCUCAUUACCAUCUUGCACUUCACUACUGGUUGUAAUUAUAAUGUUCAGUUUCAAUGCAAUAGUAAACAUUAUGAUAGUCUCUUGCUCUCUCUCUCUCAUACACACUAUAUACUAAUGGUAAUAAAUUAACAUGCAAGACGAUAACAAGAAUCGGCACAUGACAGCAAGGGAGACAUGCAAUAGCGAUGUAACAGUUCAGUAAUGGAGAUCACUAAUGGUCAAGCAACAAGUCAGAAAAAAAUGCUGAAAAACACAUUAUAUUGCAGCAAAAAUUCUCAGACCAAAAUAAUUUUGUUUUGAGAUGCAUUUUGUAUCCCACAUGGCUUUUGCAGCAGAUUCCAGAAGACAAGGCAAGUUAAAUUUGUACCGUUUUAAUUUCAUUUUAAUCUAUGUUCUUCAAAUAUAACUUAAUUCUGCAAUAUACAAAUUAGCAUGAGGGUUCCCUAUGGUUAGACCACUCAGUGAAACUAUUAAACUAUGGGAGUGCAGUAUAAAAGGGUCUAUAACUAUUUUGUAGCAUAUGUUUAAUUUGCCCCUACAUUUCUAUAAUUUAGAUAUGGGCAAAUUAGGUAACAAAUAUAACUUGAUAAAAACACAACAAUUAUUGGAAAGUCCUUAUGGUAGGAUUUACUUGUAUGUUAAGUUUUCUGUAAGCUGUCUUUACUUAAAAAAAAAUAAAAAUAACAUAUAAAAAAAAAGCUGCCCAUACGGACAGGUGGGAAGUGUUAACAAAUAAUUUAUAGCAGCUCUCAGGCACUGGGUUGCUGAGGAACUGGAAGUCUGUGCAUAAUAAAAUUGAACUUUGAUACACAUGGUUCUAAAGGAACACCAAAAAUUAUUGUUAAUUGAGCCUGUAGUAAGAGCUGGUUUUCUUGCUUGUCCAUUGGCAAAUGUCAGCCUAAAGCCCAAUGUGCAAUUAGUAUUGUCAUUCACAGCUUGUUGAAACAUUUUAUGACACCAAAAAAAAAGUUUUUUUGGUCAAAAACAAAUAAAGCAACUGGAUCUUAUUCUAGGCAACAACAAACAUUUAAAUGAAGUGUAUUUUUACUACUAUUUUGUGUUAUUGCUUUGUUUGAAUGAAUAUAUAUAUAUUUUUAUUCUUUUUAUUUUUUGUAUCACUUUAAUUAUUGGUUGAGAAUAUUUUAAAGUUACAACCGUUUUAAAAUUGUAAAGUACUUUCAGUUCAAACACUGACUGAUGCUGGUUUAUCUCAGAGUCUACCAUUGUUUGCAUUUUCUCGUAUAAUUAUAAGAACUGAUCCAGAAAAAAGUUAAUAACUAUGAAUACAUCAGGUCAUUUUUUAGCCUAAUCAUUAAUGCUUGUUAAAACUUUACCAUCAGUUAUUAUUGUAGACAAUGUAAAAAGUAGGAAUGCCACAACCAAAGGUGAACAUCAUUGCAAUGAUCAUGAUGUAGCUACAAUAUUUAUUAUAGUGUAGGCAACAACCUUAUUUGGCAUUGUAUAAUAUUUCAAAUUAGAAAUUAGCUUGGUGAUCAUGUCGGCAAAUAUUAUCUCAACAUAAGUGUUACAUCAGACAUGCAAAUAAUUUAAAUUUUAAAAAUUGAUACUAUUCAAUCAUCAAGUAUAGCACUCAACAUUUUUUUGCAACCUGUCACGCAGAACUCCCUCAUUGUAUAAUUUGCAAGCUGAAGAGUAUUGUUAUACAUAAACCAUGCACCCAUGCUUGGUUACAGCAACAUGUUGUACACAGUCAAACUUACUUCUAAUUUGUGCAACAUGUCCCAAGUUUUCAUUUGCACAAUACCGCCUUUCAAUGUGUAGUUCGAUAUUGAUGCAUGACAAGUUGCUACAAAGUAAUGCCCAAGUUACUCAAUCUACGAAGUUAGCUAGAGCCUGUCUUUGAAGGGAGUGGCUAAUAAUCAAUUUUUAAUGAUUAAGAUGUAGGUAAAAAAUAUAUCCUAAAAACAUAUAAGACUAAAGAAACAUAUAAACUGGUAAAAACACCUCAAAAUUUUACCAUUCAAUGCUAAAAUUAGAGGAACUACCAGGAACUAGGGUUUGUUAGCAUCAUACUUUACAGUGAAUGAAUCACAAUAAUAGCCUGUCUUCUAAUAUCCAUCUGCAGAGGUCUGGGCUGGGGUCACUGUGUUUUGUUCAGGAGUAUAAAUGGGUUUAACUUAAAAUAAUAGCCUGGAGAACAAAAUGGGAUAACCGGUGAUAGCAUCAGCUCGCAGCGUUAUACUUACAAGCUGUAACCUCUAGUUGUAAAACUUUUAGCCUUUGCCUCAUCAAGUUUGUUCAACUUAUCUUAACUGGGGAAGUUUGGAGUAAUAUUACAGUACAUAACUGUAGUAUUAGCAGUGGCAGCUUUUAUUAGCCUCAUUUUCAAUUAAAUUACUUGGAAGCCAAGUUUACCGUAGGUCAGUGACCAGAACAGUCUUUUAUGUAGCCUUAAUCUGAGUCAUAACGAAAUGCUCCUAGUGGGCUAAGAACAUUACGUGACAACCCAAAUAAUGGCUGG
Messenger RNA from Orbicella faveolata, 4253 nucleotides. RefSeq lists its product as uncharacterized. Gene Ontology annotation, molecular function: protein binding. The record is from RefSeq and is a predicted model, not a curated record. Gene Ontology annotation, biological process: signal transduction. Lineage: Eukaryota; Metazoa; Cnidaria; Anthozoa; Scleractinia; Merulinidae.